This is a messenger RNA of Eruca vesicaria subsp. sativa (arugula), 690 nucleotides long. The record is from the annotation of a GenBank genome assembly. Lineage: Eukaryota; Viridiplantae; Streptophyta; Magnoliopsida; Brassicales; Brassicaceae.
AUGAAAGAGAGAGAAAUUGGGAACCCCUGGUUCCCCACCGACAGUCCCUCCGCCUUGAUUCCUCCUCCGACCACCGCUGGUUGUCCCCUCAUCCCCCCACCUGACCCUCCUCCUGACCCUCCCCCAGCCUUCGUAAACCAUUUCCCUUCCCUCCAGCAAUCUAUUGCAUCCCCUCCACUGUCCAAGAAGCAAAUUUCCCGUGGCCUCGGGACUGCUACUGUAGUGUUGGCGGGAUGCAAACCCCCUUUUAACUCUGUUCCAGAUCUUCCCCUGGCUCAGUCCCCCUCUUCUACUACAGAUUGUGCUCCUAGAGUGGAAUCUGACCUAGCUCUUACUGCCUCCUCAAGCGUCCCUUUUGACCAAUUUAAGGGGUUUACUAUUCUCCCACCGAAAAAAAAUUCUCACUCCUCACCAGUUGUAAACUCUGCCUCAAACAACCCCUUCCCCCGUCCUCCUCCUAAUCCUCAGCCGACUAAUUCCUCCACUACUUCCAACCAAAAUACUACCUCCCAACCUCAACCUCCAUCCCAAAACUCACCCCCUCCCCCCCAACCCCAGCCACAAUCCCAAAAUACUACUCAUCAUUCUUAUGCUCAGAAAGCUAAAUCAGGUACAAUCGACCCCUCCCCUCCUCUCCCCUCCCCUCCUCCCUUCACCCUCCACUGCCCUCCUUUUAUCUUCUACUGCUGA